AUGUUUCAAAAAACCUUAAGUAUCUUCGCCUUAUUGAUAUCGCUGUUAAUUAUAUAUAUUAAUGUAUCAUGGAGUAAUAAGUACAUCACCCCGGAAAAGUUUUCACAAAUUCAUCCGGAUUCAGCAGUAGUAAAAACUGCUUCUGGAAACAGUGUUGCAAUAGACAUUCCAGAUUUACCAACUCCAAAUGUUACCAAAAAGUUCUGUCCAACUUAUGGGCUUAAUAUUAAGGGUUUAUUUUGCUUUGGUUGGAAUAGCGUCAAAAUUACAAAGAGUGAAUCUUGGCAGGAAUGUGCAUCUCUCUGUUCAGAUUAUGUGGCAUUUUUCUUUUUAAAAUGUAAACAAUGGAGUUACGAUGUUGAGAAGAAGAAGUGUUUAAUUAAAACUGGGGAUAAACAUUGUAAGUACCCUGAUGAAAAUUAUAUAUCAGGUCCAAAAAAUACAUCAGAGGUUGGGCUUUGCUCUACUACAUGUAAAGUUGGAGACUGGAGUGCCUGGACUCCCUGUAGUUCACAUUGUGCAGGAAUCACUCAAAGAGUAAGGCAUGUCAUUAGAUCACCCGUUUACAAGUCAGAAAUCUGUCCAAGGUUAAUAGAAACUGCAAUGUGUAAGGGAAGUCCAGAAUGUCCUUCAAAUUGCCCAAACUACCACGUGGCUGGGCUUGGGUGGGGAUGCAAAGUAGAAAUGAAUAGAGGAGGUGGAACCAUGAGAAAGUAUGUUAAUACUUGGCACGAGUGUCUUGGGCUUUGUAAAAAUACUGAGAAUUGUACUUAUUGGUCUUUCCAGGGGAUUUCUGGAGUUGAAACAUGCCUUUUGGUUAUUGGUGAGGUUGGAUGCACAUAUCAUGCUCUUGGGUGGGUAUCUGGAGAUGCAAAUGUUGUAGCAGUGGACUGUCCAGUCAAAUGUUUUGUAGGUGAAUGGUCUAGUUGGACAAAAUGCCCUAGCGAUGAAGUUUGUACACAAAACUCUAUGUCAAAAAGAAGCAGGCCUCUCAUUUCUACUCCUCCUGAUAUGAAUCAGAAGAUGUGCCCUCAUCUUACUGAGAGUGUUUUGUGUGAAUGUGCUACCAAAAUUUCUAGAAAUACAUUAUUUGAUAACUUAGAUAGAGAUUUGGUUUCCUGCAGCAAUUAUGCUAAUCAAACUGUUUAUUCAGCAAAUCAAAACUUCAGAAGAAUGCCAGCGUUCGCUGAUGGUAUUCCUGGGUUAAAAAUGGGGGCAUAUUCAACCAAUAACCUUUUAAAAAAACUCUACUUUGAUUACAGAGAAAAUUACCAAAUCGGAAAUAACCAAAACCACUCCUAUUCAAACACAGCAUUUGAGGAAGAUAAUCAAAAUGAACAUGACCUCGCAUUUAGAAGAAGAAUAGACAACUCUUAUGAUAUUCAUUUUGCUUUGUCAUCAUACCUACUUGGAGUUAAUUAUACUAAUUUCAGCAAUUCUACAUUAGACCGAAACUUGUUUAAUUAG
Cryptosporidium ubiquitum is the source of this 1467-nucleotide messenger RNA. RefSeq lists its product as uncharacterized. The coding region runs from base 1 to 1467 and encodes 488 amino acids. The record is from RefSeq and is a predicted model, not a curated record. Lineage: Eukaryota; Apicomplexa; Conoidasida; Eucoccidiorida; Cryptosporidiidae. The transcript has a single exon.